AUGGAAUCGAUCAAUGUGGUUAUAGAUGACAUAGGUUCUCCUACUUCAGCGACAAAUGAGGAAGAAGAUGGUGAGCCUUCAAUCCUGGUUACUGAACCACAAAGUCAAAGAGUUGCUGAGGUCCAAGCACAUUGUCUCAGUAUUUUGACUGUUCAAUCUAUGGAUACUAUGUUACAUGAUAUUCUAAUAGUUAAAGAAUUCCCAGAUGUGUUUCCGAAAGAAUUACCAAGGAAAUUAGUUGAUCGAGAAAUUGAAUUUACCAUUGAAGUUAUGCCGGGUACUCAACCUAUCUUGAAGACCCUGUAUCGAAUGUCAACAGCUGAAAUGAAAGAAUUGAAAGUUAUGUUUCUAGGGCAUGUAAUUAACAAGAAUGGGAUUUUGGUGGAUCCGCAGAAGAUUGAGAGCACUGCUUUGCUCCAAUUUAAGCAACUCUUUUCCGUCGAUUGCUCUAAUGUUUCUGAUGGUUGCUAUCCACGGAAUAAUAAUUGGAAAGAGGGUACAGAUUGUUGUGCAUGGGAUGGGGUCACAUGUGAUUACACCACUGCUCAUGUCAUUGAGCUCGAUCUCGGUUGUGAGUGCCUAUAUGGUACCAUCCAUCCAAACAGCAGCCUCUUCAAUCUUGUUCACCUUCAACACCUCGACCUUUCUUGGAACAACUUCAAUCACUCUAAAAUUUUACCUUCAUUUGGCCGUUUCACAAAUUUGACCGUUCUUAAGGUCCAAGACUCCCAUCUUUCUGGCCCAAUACAAUCAUCAAAAGAAGAAGUCUGGCAAGGGAAUAACUUCUCCAAUAGCAUUUUCCACUUACAGAAAUUGCAGGAGCUGUCGUUAGCCAGUAACAGAAAACUCACAAAUAAAAUUCCAAGUUUUAUCAAUGGAACUCUCCGGCACCUUAGGCUGUUGUAUCUCUAUGAAACAGGCUUCGCCGGAGAGCUACCUAAUUCCAUCGGCCAACUUGAGUGCUUGGAGGAGCUAGACCUCCAUGACUGCAAUUUCUCUGGAACGAUUCCGAGAUUUCCUAAGAAUCUUUAUUCUUUAGAUCUUUCACACAACAAUUUUGAAGGCCCAAUUCCACCUUUUUCCAUCUUCUCGCAACUUAGUUACAUAAAUUUCUCAAACAAUCAACUAACAGGCCCAAUUCCACCAUCUUCCUUGUUUCAUCUUGUGAACCUUAACCGUCUUGAUCUUUCGUCAAAUAAUUUAAGCGGCACUGUUGAGCUGGACAUGUCUGCAAAGCUUGAAUAUUUGGAAUAUUUGGAUCUUUCAAACAGUGGUCUAUCAUUGACCACCACCAACUCCACUCCCUCAUCUUUCCGAUAUAUUGAGAUAUUACGAUUGUCGUCUUGCAACAUAAGUAAAAUUCCUGAAUUUUUAAAAACCCAAAAGGAAGCUUUAGACGUGCUAGACCUUUCAAACAACCGCCUAAAUGAACUCAAUCCACUUUGCAAUCUUGAUCCUAGAUAUCUCGAUCUGUCCAAUAACCAAUUUGCUGGAUUAAUUCCUACCUGUUUCGCAAACCUCACUGGAUUAAGAUUUUUAAAUUUGCAAAGAAACAAUUUCCAUGGUAGCAUCCCUCAAACAUUUGGAUACGCAAGCAUGUUAGAGGACCUUGACAUUAGCCACAAUGGAUUGCAAGGGGUGCUUCCAAGAUCAUUGACGAAUUGCACGAACCUAGAAAUUUUGAAUCUGGGUCAUAAUUUGAUAGAAGAUACUUUUCCAUUUUGGUUGGAGAAGCUGCCCAAAUUGAAGGUUAUUGUGUUGCAAGAUAAUAAAUUCCAUGGUCCCAUAGAGCAACCAGGAAAGAGAUUAGCCUUCACCAAUUUACAUAUCGUUGACAUUUCUCACAAUGACUUUAUAGGUACUUUGCCAUCAAAAUACUUUGAGAGCAUGCAUUCAAUGAUGAUAGAUGAUAAAGACAAAUCCGUCUUAAAUUAUAUGGGCUAUGAUUUUGGUUAUUAUUCAGUAACCAUAAUGAAUAAAGGACUGGAAAUCACUAGACACAAAACUCCACGCUCGCUCGAGCGACAAACAGCUCGUUCGAGCGAAGGACUAAAAACUUGGGCAUAUAAUCCUUCUAUCACAUACCGUUGA
Messenger RNA from Camellia sinensis, 2091 nucleotides. NCBI's taxonomy places the organism in Eukaryota, Viridiplantae, Streptophyta, Magnoliopsida, Ericales, Theaceae. The record is from RefSeq and is a predicted model, not a curated record.